AUGGACAAGCCACGAGAGCCUCACUUGGAAGCAGCUUAUAGAGUAUUACGGUACCUUAAACACACUCCUGGGCAAGGCAUACUUCUACCCUCUAGUGGGUCUUUGGAGCUAACGGCAUAUUGUGAUGCGGAUUGGGCAAGAUGUAAGGAUACAAGAAGAUCAAUUACAGGAUAUUGCAUAUUUCUUGGUAAUGCCCCAAUUUCAUGGAAGACAAAGAAGCAAAGCACGGUCUCUCGCUCAAGUGCUGAAGCCGAGUAUCGUUCCAUGGCAACAACUUGCUGCGAGGUACCUGUACUUGAUGGUGUUGAUGAAGAUGUGUUGUACCGCAUCUGUAUGUCUCUCGAUCCAGUGGUCCUCCCGAAGAAUAACUGUGUCGUUAAACCAGGUGGCCAAAUUGAUCGGAUGCUCAUCAUUGUAGAAGGCGAAAUUACUUUGACUGAGCAGACUUUCCAUGUUUUAAGUAGAUUAAGAAAGAGAGGCAACAUUGAAAGAAUACUGAAGAAAGGCGAUUUCUUUGGGGAGGAACUUCUGACUUGGGCAUUCCCUGACGUCUCUAUUUCCAAAUAUAAACCUGAUAUCUCGAGAAAAUAUGUUGAUUGUUGUGCAAAAGUAGAAGCCUUUGCUCUCACGAAGGAGGGUGUGGAAAGUGUAGUCGCCUACUACCGGGAGGGAACCAACAUUUUUGAGGAGUUGGAGAAUGGUAAAGAUGGUGUGGCUGAUACUAAUGGUACAUCCACAUCCCCAACUAUUGAGCAGAGACUUGAUCAGCUUAUUCAGCUCCAGGUUGACAUGCUUCAACAGCAUCGUGAUGAAAUGGCUAAUCAGGGACGGAGAUUGGAUCAGAUAGCUGCAUUCCUAGCCAGAUUGGGAUAUCCAGACACACCUCCUCCUGCAGCUUGAAGGAUUAUUAAGAACAAGCUAGAGCCUCUGGAUUAAUCCUACUAUGGGAGUUUGAAGUAAAGGUUUCAUUCUCGCAUUAAUGUUGCAGAGUUGAUAAACUUAAAGGCCUAUUAUGAUGCUAAUUUAGCUGGUUAUCGGCAGAAGAUCCACUACUGGUUUUGUGAUUCUUCUAGACGAUGCUCCUAUAUUUU
Messenger RNA from Rosa rugosa (rugosa rose), 1091 nucleotides. RefSeq lists its product as uncharacterized. The record is from RefSeq and is a predicted model, not a curated record. Lineage: Eukaryota; Viridiplantae; Streptophyta; Magnoliopsida; Rosales; Rosaceae. The transcript has 3 exons. Bases 1 to 900 code for a protein of 299 amino acids.